Molecule: messenger RNA, 2003 nt
Organism: Lotus japonicus
Lineage: Eukaryota; Viridiplantae; Streptophyta; Magnoliopsida; Fabales; Fabaceae
Exons: 12
Coding region: 90-1757 (555 amino acids)
Biological process (GO): protein phosphorylation
Molecular function (GO): protein serine/threonine kinase activity; ATP binding
Source: RefSeq, a predicted model, not a curated record
UCAUUUUUGAUACAUAGUAGGGUAUUGGCAGCAAAAACACUCACCGCUUUCAUCGCCUCUCUCAGUUCACGAACAACACCGGCGGCACAAUGAACACCGCCGUUGAACACGAACCCCAUCAAGAAGAAGUAGAAGAAGAAGAAGUUGAGGAUUCAUGUUCUUCAGAUUCAGAAAUCGGCGAUGCGUUAGACUGGUUGGAUUCCAAGGACGAAGAUGAAGUGUUUGAUGGCUCGUUCUCUUCCUCCCUCAGUUCCUGGCGCCCUAACGCUCACGGUGGCCACCACUCUCAUUCCUCCACACUCCAACCUCUCGCCAAUCGCAACCAGAAGUUCACACAUCAUAUUCGAGCUUCACCCUUGGAGGAGUGGGAAGGAAGGAUGAAUGUUGGCAUGUCUAACUCUGUGACAACAGCAAUUCGUGGAAGUGUGAGAGAUGGGGCCAUUGGUAAAACUAAUAAAACUGAGAAAGCAGACCGAGCCACUGUUGAGCAGGCAAUUGAUCCAAGAACGCGCAUGGUUUUAUUCAAGAUGCUGAACAGGGGUGUGUUUAACGAUAUCAACGGAUGCAUUUCAACUGGAAAGGAAGCAAAUGUUUAUCAUGCAACCAAAAACGAUGGUCAAGAACUUGCAAUUAAAGUGUACAAAACAUCUGUUCUGGUAUUUAAGGAUAGAGAUAGAUAUGUGCAAGGAGACUUCCGGUUUAGGAAUGGAUACUGCAAGCAUAAUCCCAGGAAAAUGGUAAAAACUUGGGCAGAGAAAGAAAUGAGAAAUCUUAUGAGGCUAAAAGCAGCAGGGCUUAGGUGCCCUACACCACAUCUUCUGCGGCUACAUGUUCUGGUUAUGGAAUUUAUAGGAAAGACUGGUUGGGCUGCUCCUCGUCUCAAAGAUGCUGCUUUAUCUCUAGACAAGUUACGGGAAGGCUAUGUGGAGAUUAUUAUUGCAAUGCGGACGCUGUAUCAAAAGUGCAAAUUGGUGCAUGGUGACCUUAGUGAAUAUAAUAUACUUUAUUUUGAGGGUCACUUGUAUAUUAUUGAUGUUUCUCAAGCUGUUGAUCCUGACCAUCCUCAUGCUCUUGAUUUUCUGCGUGAAGAUUGUGUUCAUAUAUCUGACUUCUUCAAAAAGCAUGGUGUGGCUGUCAUGACAAUAAAAGAACUGUUUGAUUUUAUUGUUGAUGCAUCCAUUGCUGAUGAUGCUGUGGAUAGCUAUUUGGAAGAGGUGCAACAAAAAGUUUUAGCAAGAGGAGAUUUAUCCGUGGAGGAAGAAAUUGCGGAUUCUGUAUUUGUGCAGUCUUACAUUCCAAAGAACCUAGUUGAUGUUAAGAAUGCUGAGGAGGAUGCACAACGGAUAGCAAGUGGGAAGGACACCGGCGAUUUAUUAUAUAAGACCAUUACAGGGCUUAAACACGCUGUGCCGAAUACCCAGCCUUCCCUGCGAGAUGGCGAGCAAAGGCAGGAAUCAAGUCGUAUAGAAGAUUCAUGUUUAAUUUCUGACAGUAAAUCUAGCCUCGCAGAGGGUGAUGAUGCGGAGUCUCAAUCAGAUCAGGACGAAGAUAGUGCUACUGAUCCUGAAGAGGAUGGGGAUUCAUCCUCUGGAAGUGAAACCGGUUCUCCUGUGGAUAAGAAAGCAGCAAGAAAAGAAGCUAGGAAGGAAAACAAGAAGAAGGUGAAGGAGGAGAAGAAAGAAGCGCGGAAAAAUAAAGUCCCUAAAGCUGUGAAGAAAAGAAAGCAAAAAAUGGCAAAAGCUCGUAAGACUAGAUAGGGAUUUAUCUAUUAAUAUGAUUAUGAUCAUCAAUUUUGCUAGUAGUUUGUUUGUCUUUUAUAGAAGUCAUAAUGAGAUAUACAAAAAAGAGCAGACCUAACACAGCAUUUUUGUUCAAUCUGUAAUUUAUGUCAGCUUAUGCUUUUCUCUACAUUACAAAUUAGUUUCAGCCCUGUUGUUUUCUGAACAUUCCAUUUAACUUCAUAUAACGUUUUGCUGUUUUCUUUAUGAAAAAAAUCUUUCUGA